UCGGUUAUACUAUAAAUUUCACACUGCAAUCCCCAAACCCUAAAAUCUGCAGACUCUCUCUCCCUCGCUCCCGCGGCUUAGGAAUUUUUGUGCUGUUUACUGCUUCGUCUCUAGCCAUGGCGGAUGUGGAAGCCGAUGUUGCUGCGCCAGGGAUACCGAAGAAGAGAACAUUCAAGAAGUUCAGUUUCAGAGGUGUCGAUCUCGACGCUCUCUUGGAUAUGUCCACUGAUGAGCUCGUCAAGCUCUUCCCCGCUCGUGCUCGCCGAAGGUUUCAGAGAGGUUUAAAGAGAAAGCCAAUGGCUCUGAUCAAGAAAUUGCGUAAGGCGAAACGGGAGGCCCCACCCGGUGAGAAACCUGAGCCUGUAAGGACACACCUACGCAACAUGAUUAUAGUUCCCGAAAUGAUUGGUAGUAUUAUUGGUGUUUACAAUGGGAAGACCUUCAAUCAAGUGGAAAUCAAGCCUGAAAUGAUAGGCCAUUAUUUGGCUGAAUUCUCCAUCAGCUACAAGCCUGUGAAGCACGGGAGGCCUGGUAUUGGUGCCACCCAUUCCUCCAGGUUUAUUCCACUCAAGUGAAGAUUCUGCAUGUGCCUUCAUUCUUGGCCUUAUUGGAAUGGUGUUUUGUUAAUUUAAUUUUGAUCAGUGUGUUUAGUGCUGCUACUUUUCUGACGGUGAGUAGUCAAGUUAGAACAAGACUUAGUAACGUUUGCGUUUGUUUCCUCCGCACCCCCAAAUAUACUCAAGCGAAAAUUAAGCGUAUUUUUUUUUUUGGUUGUCUUUUUAAAAUUUUAUAAAAUAUUGCAUAUUCUUCAAA
This is a messenger RNA of Theobroma umbraticum, 813 nucleotides long. Its product is annotated as small ribosomal subunit protein uS19x. The record is from RefSeq and is a predicted model, not a curated record. Gene Ontology annotation, biological process: translation; ribosomal small subunit assembly. NCBI's taxonomy places the organism in Eukaryota, Viridiplantae, Streptophyta, Magnoliopsida, Malvales, Malvaceae. Gene Ontology annotation, molecular function: structural constituent of ribosome; RNA binding. Gene Ontology annotation, cellular component: ribosome; cytosolic small ribosomal subunit.